CUUCAUUGCGACGCACGGAGAAGAGGAGAAGGGAGGAAGAGGAGGGGGAAAAAAAGGAAAAAGAAAAGAAUUUUGUUAUUUCCCUUGAAAUAGAAGUGUCUUUUAUCUCGCUCUCGUUGCUCGCCUCGCGUUUUCGACGGUGUCGAUGGUUUUUAUGCGUUUUUGCUUUCUUGGGUGCAGUGGCUUUUAUUUGGGAUGAUUUUUGGGGUUUUCGGCGAUAUUUUUUUAUUUUUGUGCCGAGAUUUGGGUUGGGGUGGCCGGGAUUGAUCUCGAACGGGAGGAGAUUGGGGGGAUUUUGGAGAGAAUUAGGGCCUUUUUCCUCCCCAGAUUUGAGGAGGGGAAGAGAUGAGAGGAGUGAAUAAUAGCGUGGAGACGGUGAAUGCGGCGGCGGCGGCGAUCGUCUCUGCUGAGAGCCGGGUCCAGCAAGCCGCCGUUCCGAGGAGAAGGUGGGGAGCUUGUUUCAGUGUUUACUGGUGCUUUGGAUCUCAUAGACAUGGUAAGCGCAUCAGCCAUGCAGUCCUUGUUCCUGAACAGACACUACCAAGGACAGAUGCUCCUGCCCCUGAAAAUCCGAUCCACCCUCCAGCAUUUGUUGCACCUCCUUCCUCUCCAGCUUCCUUCCUCCAGUCAGAACCCCCAUCUGCCACCCAAUCACCUGCAGGUCCUCUUUCCCUUUCUGCUCUCUCAGCAAAUUCCUACUCCCCCAAUGGCCCUGCCUCCAUAUUUGCCAUUGGGCCCUACGCACAUGAAACUCAGCUAGUCUCACCUCCUGUCUUCUCCACUUUCACAACUGAACCAUCCACUGCUCCAUUUACUCCCCCUCCGGAACCUGUGCAUCUAACAACCCCUUCAUCUCCUGAGGUUCCAUUUGCACGACUUUUAACCUCUUCCCUGAAUUCCAACUGCAAACAGAGUGAAGCCUAUGAGUUUCAGUCAUACCAGUUUUAUCCAGGAAGCCCAAUAGGUCACCUCAUAUCACCCAGUUCAGCAUGUUCAGGCACUUCAUCCCCUUUCCCUGAUGUUGAAUUGCGUUCCUCUACUGGUGGCUCCUUCCCAUCCUUCCCACUUGGUGAACCACCAAAGAUAUUGAGUGCUGAUGGAAUUGCCGUGCGCAAGCUGGUACCUUGUCAUGCUCGGGAUGGUGGUUCACUUUUGGAUGGUCGGAUCACAGCAGCUGCACCUACAAUGGAUUCUGCUAUGGGGUCUCAUAAUAAUGAUCAUGCCAUGGAUCACAGAGUCUCAUUUGAAUUGACUGCAGAAGAGUUUGCGCGCUGUUUGGGGAAGAAAACAGCACUUUCAGGGGAUUCUAACUCAGGAUGUUCCCAAGUUGCAGCAACCGUGGGAGACCAGAUUACUGAUGAAGCCAAUAAGAGCAAUGGAAUCUGUGUUGAUGAAACUUACCAUGACUUGCCUGACAAAGCACAACCUUCCUUUGCCCUUCCAGCAGUUAAAGAAUUCAAAUUUGAUAAUGCGGAUGGAGCACCUGCAGAGCCUAGUGUUGGAUCUGAUUGGUGGGCAAACGAGAAGGUUGUUGGGACAUCAAGUGAGCCUUGCAAGAACUGGGCAGUUUUCCCUAUGAUACAGCCCGGGGUCAGCUGAUCACUGAUCCAAGAUGCAUCCCAUAUGUUGAAAGGAGGAGCCUCUGCGGCUCUCUAUGGUUCAUGACCCAUUUGGCGGCUUUGCUGGAAACAGGAGGCCCUGGGCAUCUGCAAGCUAAACUUGUGAAGUUCUUCUGGUGGGUGGUGAUGGUGAGAUGGACUAUUUUGCUAGCUGCAUCUCAGGUCUUGUCUUCGUCUUCACAGGAAAAAAUAAACAGAGAAGAUUUUGAUGUCUCAUAUGAAAUGUGUAAUGUGAAAUAAGCUCAUACUACAGAGGAUAGCUAUCUGCUCUAACAAAUCAUGUAAGAUACAAUAUUAUGGCAUUGAGUCUUGCCAUUAUUUAUCCCUUGGAACUUCGUUAUGUCUUCCCGGUUAGCUAGUUUGUUUGUUUCUUUGUUUCUAGUUCAUGUUCAAUGUCAUCAUGUUGAAAAAUUGUCAGGUAACUGAGGCAUCUUCGCCUUCCAUCUGAGAAUAUGAUAUUGGCUCAUGAUCUCAUGGAA
Molecule: messenger RNA, 2098 nt
Organism: Phoenix dactylifera (date palm)
Lineage: Eukaryota; Viridiplantae; Streptophyta; Magnoliopsida; Arecales; Arecaceae
Source: RefSeq, a predicted model, not a curated record